CAUACUUGACUUCAUGUAGGUAUAGUACCCUAGUACAGAUGCCGCAUGCAUGUCCGUCUGUACUCCAUCCGAAAGCAAGCUGGAAAACACACUCUAUGAAAAGGCCUUUCUUCUUCCACCUCUGAAUAUACAACUAGCUAGUACUUGAUCAAUCUUUAGUUGUGAUUGUUAUCUGGACGUCGAGAAUGGCCGAUGACGGAAGGAUGUUGUGUCCGGCGAUAGGGAUAGACCUGGGGACGACGUACUCCUGCGUUGCUGUGUGGCAACAUGAUAGAGUAGAGACAAUAGUUAAUGAUCAGGGGAAUAGAACGACGCCAUCGUGUGUCGCAUUCACUGAUAUGCAGCACUUCACUGGUGAUGCCGCCAAGAACCAGAUCGCCAUGAACCCCACCAACUCCGUCUUUGAUUCAAAACGGUUGAUCGGUAGGAGAUUCAGUGAUCCCUUGGUUCAGAGCGAUAUAAAAUCGUGGCCAUUCCAGGUCAUUGGAGGUUCUGAUGACAAGCCUAUGAUCAGUGUCACUUAUAAGAAUGAAAGAAAGAUGUUUUCUGCCGUGGAAAUCUCAUCAAUGGUGCUACAAAAGAUGCGUGUGAUUGCAGAGACUUACCUGGAAACGACUGUGAAAAAUGCAGUUGUUACCGUCCCCGCUAACUUCAAUGAUGCGCAGCGUAAGGCUACAAUGGAUGCUGGCAGCAUUGCAGGCCUCAAUGUCAUGCGCGUACUAAAUGAACCAACAGCCGCCGCCAUUGCUUAUGGCCUUGACAGGGCGGUACUGGGUAGUAUUUGUAAAAGAAAUGUGUUGGUCUUUGAUUUGGGCGGCGGUACUGCAGAUGUCUCAGUUCUUACCAUUGAGGGAAAGAAAUUUGAAGUGAAGGCUGUUGCCGGAGAUACUCACCUUGGAGGUGAGGACUUUGACAACAGAAUGGUUAACCAUUGUGUAGAAGUAUUUAAAAGGAAGUACAAGAAAGACAUAAGUGGAAACGCCAAGGCUAUGAGAAGGUUGAGAACUGAAUGCGAGAGAGCUAAGAGAGUUCUUUCUUCUGCACUUGAUACUAAUAUUUCCGUGGAUGCACUGUAUGAGGGUAUUGAUUUCAUCUCAAACAUCACUCGUUCCAAAUUUUCAGAACUCAAUAUGGAUUUCUUCAAAAAGUCUGUUAACCUGGUGGAAAAAUGUUUGGCUGAUGCUAAGAUGGACAAGAGAAGUGUUCAUGAUGUUGUUCUUACGGGUGGUUCUUCCAGAAUACCAAAGGUCCAGCAGCUGUUGCAGGAAUUCUUUGACGGCGUGGAGCUUAAAAGGAGCCUGAACCCGGAUGAAGCAGUGGCUUAUGGAGCCGCUGUCCAAGCUGCAAUCAUGGCUGGUACGAGGAAUGAGAGAGUUCAAGACAUUGUGCUAGUAGAUGUCAUUCCUCUAUCCCUUGGGGUGGAGACCAACGAUGGUACAAUGUCUGUUGUGAUUCCAAGAAAUACCGCCAGUCCCACCAAUAUGGAACGAAACUACACAACGGUCGACGACAACCUAACUAGUAUUUUGUUCUGUGUUUACGAGGGAGAAAGAACAAGAGCUGCGGAUAAUUAUUUGUUGGGAAAAUUUACGCUUUCUGGCAUUCCUGCUGCACCCAGGGGUGAUGUUACGAUCGUUGCUUGCUUUGAUAUCGACGCCAAUGGCAUCUUGGAGGUUUCUGCUCGGGAUAAAACUUCCGGCGUGAGCGACAGGAUCACUAUCACCAACGACAUGAGGGCGAGAGUGACCGAGGAAGAGAUUAAUAGGAUGAUCAAGGAUUCAAAGAUUUUCAAGGCUGAAGAUGAUAAAUACAAAGAGAAAGCCAAGGCUAAGGGAAUUUUAGAGGGCUAUGCCUACGAGAUGAAAAAUGCUUUGGAGGAUGAAUAUAUUAGUUGCAAGCUUGAGCCUGCAUUUAAGAAGAAGAUUGAAGAUGCCAUUGAUCUCCAUUUGACUCCGUGGUUAGACUACGUUCAGCUUUCGGAGACUGACGAAAACUUGAUCAAGAAAAAUCUGAAAGAGAUUAAACAAUACUACGAUCCCUUCAUUGCAAAGAUCAAACAACAUGAACAAUCGAGCAGCUCCAGUUGAUCAAGUUAGAGAUGACUGCUAUAUAUGUAGUCGAUCUGCCGAAUGGAACUCGUACUUAAGUUGCAGCGAUAUAAUUAAUAUGUUACCACUUUGUUUGUCGGACCUUUUAAUUGUACUAGUUUUAAUAUUGUUGGUGUGUUUAAAUUUGCAGUAGUACUGUUCAAUCGUUACAUGUUGCAACAUUUGACAUUUAUGGUGUGAAAUUUCUGGUUGUUGUUAUAUAUAUGUUGGUGUUGAUCUGA
Messenger RNA from Juglans regia (Persian walnut), 2329 nucleotides. RefSeq names its product heat shock cognate 70 kDa protein-like. Gene Ontology annotation, cellular component: cytoplasm. NCBI's taxonomy places the organism in Eukaryota, Viridiplantae, Streptophyta, Magnoliopsida, Fagales, Juglandaceae. The transcript has 2 exons. Gene Ontology annotation, biological process: protein refolding; cellular response to unfolded protein. Bases 186 to 2087 code for a protein of 633 amino acids. Gene Ontology annotation, molecular function: ATP binding; ATP-dependent protein folding chaperone; misfolded protein binding. The record is from RefSeq and is a predicted model, not a curated record.